AUGCCGAGGCUGUGCCCUGGUCGUGGGCGCGAGAAGCGAUUUCCGGCCCAUCGGGAGCCAGAGAGGCGGAGGAGGCUGGCCGUGGACGCGGUGGCACUGCUGCCUCUUGGCGCUGCCCGCAUGGCUGCCAAGGAUGGGGGCAAACACAAGAAGGCGGAGGCCAGCCAGGGUGGGGGUCCAGAGAAGCCUCCCCCGGGGGAGGCCGUCAGGGCCAAGUCGGAGGGAGGGAUCUCGAGAGAGCAGAGCAUAAGGAGAAGCAAGAGAGAAAAGGGGCGCCGAGAGUCCCAGAAAGGCAGGCGUGGCGACCCCAGGGAGAAGGCUGGAGAGGAGGAGAAGCCCCCUCCCGGGGGCCACGAAGCGGACAAGAACGGGGGGCCCUCGGCCGAGGCCGAGGCCGGGCCCGGGGAAGGCUCCCAGGCUGGCCUCGCUCCGGGCCACCGAAGGCUGUCCCAUCGGCACCGGGGCGACCCUCACCACGACCCUGCCCACAAGGCUUACUGGCCGCUGCUCAACAGUGUCUUUGGCAAGGAUCGGGAACUGGGCCCCGAGGAGCUAGAUGAGCUGCUGGAGGCCUUCAAUGAGUUCGAUACGGACCGAGACGGCUACCUCGGCUACCGCGAGCUGGGGGCCUGCAUGCGCACGCUGGGCUACAUGCCCACCGAGAUGGAGCUCAUCGAGAUCUCGCAGCACGUCAAGAUGAGAAUGGGCGGCUGUGUGGACUUUGAAGAAUUCGUGGAGAUGAUGGGGCCAAAGCUCCGAGAGGAGACAGCACACAUGGUGGGCAUCCGGGAGCUUCGCAUCGCUUUCCGAGAGUUCGAUGCGGACAGGGAUGGCAGGAUCACGGUGGCCGAGCUUCGGGCUGCUGCCCCUUCCCUGCUUGGGGAGCCCCUGGUGGGGCCUGAGCUGGACGAGAUCCUUCGAGAGGUGGAUCUCAACGGAGAUGGACACGUGGACUUUGAUGAGUUCGUGAUGAUGCUCUCCGCCCCCUAA
Molecule: messenger RNA, 990 nt
Organism: Gracilinanus agilis (Agile Gracile Mouse Opossum)
Lineage: Eukaryota; Metazoa; Chordata; Mammalia; Didelphimorphia; Didelphidae
Gene: CABP4
Product: calcium binding protein 4
Exons: 7
Coding region: 1-990 (329 amino acids)
Molecular function (GO): calcium ion binding
Source: RefSeq, a predicted model, not a curated record